Sclerotinia borealis F-4128 is the source of this 1110-nucleotide messenger RNA. NCBI's taxonomy places the organism in Eukaryota, Fungi, Ascomycota, Leotiomycetes, Helotiales, Sclerotiniaceae. The record is from the annotation of a GenBank genome assembly.
AUGCAUUACAUACGGCUAUUCAAGCAGCCUCGUCUGCUACCCCUCUCAUCCUCCGCGUCCUCCUCUACUCUUCGAACAUUAUCUGCGAAGAUUACUAUUACAACAGAUUUGGGGGAAUCAUUUUUAAUGUCCGAUGUCAAUUUUCAUGCAGAGAUAGAGGUGGAUGGGGUGAGCGUUGGGGCUGGGAAAGAAUAUGUAUGGAAGGGAACGAAUGGAAUGAGAAGUUUGGAAAUACAGAUACCGGUACGGACAUCGCGUGAAGAGGGAAGAUGGACGACGUUGGUUGUGGGACCUGCGGAAAAGAUAUAUGGAGUGAAUUCUUUUGAGGGCGUUUUGGAGGAGGGAAAGGGCAAUCGAGGUGGGAUUGCGAAGGUGAGGAGUAGGAGUAUUGAUCUGAAAACUGGAGCGACAAAGUCUGAGGGUAUGGCUGAACGUGUUUUCAGUACUGGAUUUGGAAGGGGAGAGGAAAUACGUAUUUGGGAGGAAACGGGGGAAAGUAUUGCGAGACACAUGUGGGAUGCGGGUUUAGUGCUCUCAUCGUAUCUCUCAUCUCUGCAAAGUUCUUCCAAACCUGUAGGCUCUCUCCCUACCUUAGAGAAGUUCCUGGCUACUCAACAGGAUAUCAACAUUCUUGAAUUGGGAGCCGGUUGUGGAAUCGUGGGUAUUACACUCGCCACACUCUUUUCUAACAGGAUCAACAAGAUCUUACUCACCGAUCUCCCAGAAGCCUCGGAGAUACUGGAGAAAAACAUCACGACGAUGGCUUCACAGUCAGAUACCUCACUCUGCUGUUCGUGCUCUCACCAAGUUCUUGAUUGGUCUGAACCACUUCCUGAAGGUGUCCGAGGCGAAAGGUGGGAACUGGUGGUGGUGGCGGAUUGUACGUAUAAUCCCGAUGUCGUACCUGAUUUGGUACAUACAUUGAAGAGAGUGAGGGAGGGGAAUAAAGGGGCAUUGAUAUUGCUGGCGAUGAAGGUAAGACAUGAUAGUGAGAUGGUGUUUUUCGAAUUUAUGGAGAAAGAAGAAUUUGUGGUUGUGGAGAGGUGUAAGGUGCCAUUGGGGAUGGUUGGGGAGGAGGGGGAAGAGAUUGAGAUUUUUGUUUUUAGGUGA